CCGGGCCUGAGCGUGGAUGGGGGAUUUUUCACUGGUGGCCAUGGAGCUUUCUGCCAGCGAACCCAGCAUUUAUGACAAGCUAUCGGAGACCAUUGACCUGGUGAGGCAGACUGGACACCAAUGUGGAAUGUCAGAAAAAGCCAUUGAGAAGUUUGUCAAGCAGCUCUUGGAAAAGAAUGAGCCCCAAAGGGGACCCCCCCGGUACCCUCUCUUGAUGGCUCUCUACAAGGGCCUGCUUACCCUGGGCUUAAUCUUGCUAACUGCGUACUUCGUGAUGCAGCCGUAUAGCCCUUCGCCACCUGAAACCACGCUCUCCAGAGCCCAUGCCUGGGGCUUCCUCGUCGGUCACAUCCGGCUGCUGUCUUUGCCUAUUGCCAAGAAGUACAUGCUGGAGAAGUGCCAUGACUGGCGGGGACUAGACUGCAGGCAGAAUGGUUCUGAGAUCCCUGCCAACUGCUCUUGCUGCGCUGCCAUUCAAAGCCUCCAGGUAGUGACUGACCUAGGACAAUUAUCAGAAAACCUCCAGAGGCCUCAGCCCCUCUUAAUCAAGACAGGGCAGCAUCUGUCUUAUGAUGAACUGAAGCAUUUUCAGUCCCAGUACCCGGAAUUGACAGAGAUCACAAUAGAAGAGAAUUCAGCUGAACUCUGGCGCUGCCUUCCAAGACAGAUGUUUCCAUUUGCCUUCCCCUGGUACAAAGCCCUGAAUAAAACUCAGAUUCUCCAGGAACUUUUCCCUGCCUUGUCUUUGCUGGCAUUCCCAAAGGCAAUCUCCCUGGAAAGCUGCUUUCUCAUUCGCAACCCAGAGUUAGGGAAUAAGACCCACAGACUGCACAGCAUGUUUGCUAUUGGAAGCGGCCAGCUAACCCUGAAUAUUGCACCUUACACUGAGUGCAGAGGACACUGCAGGACUCUGUCGGUGGAGCUGGAAGCUGGGGAUUUUGGCUAUGCCAGCGCGGAUUACUGGAAGAUGAGCUUUAACUCCAGAGGAGCAGAGCCCAUAGUCAUUUGCGAUGGAUCCGCUAGCUAAGAACUGUGGGAGAGCUGGAGUCCACUCCAACGCGAGAAGAAUGCGCAAGGGGCACAAGGAGAUGGGCGUAUAAAAGCGACGAAGCUGGUGCAGCUGAAACAUCCGGGGAAGCAGCUUUGCCCACCCUGCCCACAGUGUGGGAGACCUUGUGUUUCAAGCAACCGUUUCCCUGACCUCCGAGGUAAUACUUCCCCUCCUCAGACGUACCUAAGGAGAGAGGCAGUUGAACUGAUCACCCCCCUCAGGUAAGCCCUGGGGGUGCACACGUUUGUUUUCUUGAGUCCAGGCGGCUGCAUUUCUGAGAACAAGCUUCUCCUUGUGUCCUUUGUGACUAUUGCACUGUUAGAAUUUCACAGGGAGCCCCAGAGCGGGCGAAAUUGUGACUGAAACCCUCCUUUGUGUUCAUCCCGGAGAGGUAACGUUGGGCUGGCCUAUUGGGGCAGCUCUGUCAAGGGGACACAUGAUUGAAAUGUUCCAUGGUUCCUCCCCCCACAUCACCACCCAGUUCCAUGCCUCACAAGGAGGAGAAUGAGCCCCACAG
Molecule: messenger RNA, 1568 nt
Organism: Terrapene triunguis (Three-toed box turtle)
Lineage: Eukaryota; Metazoa; Chordata; Testudines; Emydidae
Gene: CUNH6orf89
Product: chromosome unknown C6orf89 homolog
Exons: 8
Coding region: 17-1027 (336 amino acids)
Cellular component (GO): Golgi membrane; nucleolus
Source: RefSeq, a predicted model, not a curated record